Messenger RNA from Formica exsecta, 650 nucleotides. RefSeq lists its product as uncharacterized. The coding region runs from base 40 to 384 and encodes 114 amino acids. The record is from RefSeq and is a predicted model, not a curated record. The transcript has 2 exons. NCBI's taxonomy places the organism in Eukaryota, Metazoa, Arthropoda, Insecta, Hymenoptera, Formicidae.
GUAUUGCAUCGACCACUUGUGUGAAAGGUUCACAUCAAAAUGUGUCCCACUGAAGAAAGUCGCAUGAAUUAUUAUGUUCCGAUUCAAGACGAUGAAACUUCACCAUGUAAGAAGAAGAAAUGUAACAAGCCCAUCCGAGCCUCGUCGUGCGGUUCGUAUCCUUGGAAGAAACGCAGAAGAAGAUACGCCUCGACAUCUUAUAAAUAUUUCGACACUGGAAUAAGAGUCGGGGUUGUAUCUUGCGUAGAAUUGGUUCUCGGCGACAAUCGAGGCAAUCAAAUAGUAUUGUUUUUUGAAACGUGGAAAUCACUUAUGCAGAAACGUGCGGACAUUUCGAACGACUUCUACAAUCGACUAAAACUCCAUUGCGGAUUCGAGAUUUAACAUUCGAAGUGGUUAAAAUAUCUGAUUCGAAUAUUAUAAAAAUGGGAUUAUCCAAUAAUUCCUUAUACAUGAAACCACCAACUAUAUUAUACUUAUUUGAUUUUGAAAAAUCUAUAGAUCAUAUAUAUUACUGGCUGUGCGAAAAUACGCAUAUUGUAAAUGAAAAAUUCAAACUAUUUGUAAACAUUUUACAAUAUAAUAAUAUCGCUAAUGUAUGUGAUGCUGCAAAAGCUAUACGUGAAAAUGAUAUGUUUGGCAGCAAACCA